Molecule: messenger RNA, 1591 nt
Organism: Megalops cyprinoides (Indo-Pacific tarpon)
Lineage: Eukaryota; Metazoa; Chordata; Actinopteri; Elopiformes; Megalopidae
Gene: u2af1
Product: U2 small nuclear RNA auxiliary factor 1
Exons: 8
Coding region: 799-1494 (231 amino acids)
Biological process (GO): mRNA splicing, via spliceosome
Cellular component (GO): U2AF complex; spliceosomal complex
Molecular function (GO): pre-mRNA 3'-splice site binding; metal ion binding
Source: RefSeq, a predicted model, not a curated record
UGCCUGUGUUUUGUGUCGGUAACGGCUUUUCUGUUUGGUGCUGAGAGAGCUCACCUAUUGGUUGUUGACAAUGUUAACGUCAAUACCCUCUGUCAGUUCUUGUUUUUCUUGCAGGCCUAUUCACGCUCCUUUCUGCUUCCUUGCUACUUUUUAUGUUUUUGCUUGGACGGCGGUCAAAAUUUAAAGGUUUCUACACUGAUGCCCUCUUGUGGUAAACUAUAGUAUAGUAUUACAAAUAAAAUAUCUGUGUAGUGACAAGACGUUACACUCCAUAAACAGUAUAUGUUUUAUAUUGAAAAAAAAUGUUCCUAACAGGAUCAUUAUACCUCGUCAGUCAACACAGCAGGAAUACAGAACACAGCCAAACAACCACAACCGUUUCUACACUGCUCUCCUUUUGGGUGUGACGUGGAAAGGGAUUUAUUUUACACCUCUAGCAUCCAGUUGGGAAAGCGUCACUGAAAGACAUAAAUCCACAGCAGUACCUCCCAAACCUGUCUUUUUAAGCAAAACUGUUUUUAUCUCAACAUGUAAAAAAGUGCUGUAUAACCAAUUACAUUUGGAAAGUGACAUCGUCAGACUGAGCAGCUUGUAGUAAUUAAGAAGUUGUUGUUCUUUGUAUUUCAAAGAGGACAAACAGGUAACGUCUUUCUUUCCGAGGGACUACUGGACUACUUAAACGGCUCGAUCUGCACUCCAGGUCGAUAGGCGGCAGUAGUGCACCUGAAAGUUGUAUCAGACCGCUAGUAAUCGUCAUCACAAGGAGAAAACGUUCCGCUGUGACUGACGGAGUGGAAGAUGGCGGAAUACUUGGCGUCCAUUUUCGGUACAGAGAAAGAUAAAGUCAACUGUUCUUUCUACUUUAAAAUUGGAGCUUGUCGCCAUGGAGACCGGUGUUCCAGGUUGCACAAUAAGCCAACUUUCAGUCAGACCAUCUUGAUUCAAAACAUCUACCGUAAUCCCCAAAACAGUGCACAGACGGCCGACGGCUCUCACUGCGCGGUCAGUGAUGUGGAGAUGCAAGAGCACUACGACGAGUUCUUCGAGGAGGUCUUCACAGAGAUGGAGGAGAAGUAUGGAGAGGUGGAAGAAAUGAAUGUGUGUGAUAACCUGGGGGAUCACCUUGUGGGGAAUGUGUAUGUGAAGUUUCGGCGUGAGGAAGACGCUGAGAAAGCGGUCAUGGACCUCAACAACCGCUGGUUCAACGGACAGCCCAUCCAUGCAGAGCUCUCACCCGUCACCGACUUCCGGGAGGCUUGCUGUCGCCAGUAUGAGAUGGGGGAGUGCACUCGAGGUGGAUUCUGUAACUUCAUGCACCUGAAGCCCAUCUCUCGUGAGCUUCGCAGGGAGCUUUAUGGAAGGCGCCGUAAAAGGCAUCGUUCACGCUCGCGCUCCCGUGACCGCCGCUCUCGCUCCCGGGACAGAGGUCGAGGCAGCGGUCGGGACCGCGAGAGGCGGCGGUCGAGGGACCGCGAACGUUCUGGCCGAUUCUGAGCUGAACCAGGUCUCUCCCUCCAUUGUCCUCCCGUCCCAUGUGUAGAGUUGUCUCAUAAAGACCAUAAUGUGAUUGAAAUGUUCCAGUUGUUACCUU